AUAUAAUUAUAAAAUAGCUGGUUUUGUUUUGUUUUAAAACAUUUCUUUGUGGUUUUAAUUCAUUUAAAGAAUUUAAUUUAAUAGGAUCUUUAUAAUUCAACAGGCUUAAAAGUUUUAUUAAGUUCCAAAGUAUAGAUCUAGCAUUACUAGCAUUAGUAUGUUUAGAUUACAUUUUAUGUUUGUUAGAUUAGCAAUGGAAUCAAGUCAGUUAGUUAACAAAACAUCUUAACAAAACAUUUCAAGGAAAAUCAUCAGUUGGCUAUCUUUUAAUCUGUGGGCUUAGUUUUUUUUUUUAAACGAAAACAUUAUUAUUGUUUUUGGUGCAUUCUUAGGGCUUUAGUCACCAAUGUUUAGAUGGGAGGAAAAUAUCUAAAGCAUUCAGGAAAACUUUAGUUUAUUCAAGAUGCAUUCAUAACCUUUAAAGUUCUUAAUCUUCUAAGGGUGGAGCUAAACUCUCAGUAUAGUUAUAUCAAGAAUCAUUCACAGUAUAUUUUUAAGUCUAUUAUUUCAGUCUUUCCCCAACUGUGUUUCACUGAACCCUAGUGUUCCAAGAGGCCUGACUAGGAGUUCUGCUAACUACUGGGAUAAUUAAACAGCAGGCCACUACAUGAGUUAAUCUUUCUUUAAAAAAUAAGUAAAGUUUUACACUAAAUAAUCAGAAUGUGCAAAGUGUUCUGUUAAAGAAAAGUUUUGGGAAACACUUCAUUAUUUGAUGUUACUUGGGUAUUCUCCUAGUAACUAAUUGACUUAGGGGUUAUUUUGACUUGCAUUAAAAGAGUUACACAACAAUAUAGUGUAAACCAUGGUUUCCCAUUACUUGUGUCAUUGCUGUGUUUCUGCUCGCUUCUUGGGACUUUAUACAGAAGCACAGAGUGAAACACCAAGAACACCAUUCACAUCUAAGCCUGAAGGUCAGAGGUUAGAAGUAGUGACCCAGAUCCAUGCAGCUGCUGUGAAUGGAGAGAAGCAGACUCUACUCAGACUAAUUGCAGCUUCAGCUUCCAAUGGAGAUCUUGAUGUUGGUGAUCAGUUUGGACGUAGUCCACUUAUGUACUGUGUACUGGGGGAUAGGCUGGAGUGUGCCGAGGUUCUUCUCAAGACUGGGGCCCAGGUGAACCUGAAAGACAAAGGAGGGAGGACUGCCCUUCACUGGGCAGCACACAAGGGAAAUCUUCGAUUUAUGAAGCUUUUGCUUUCUCGGGGCGCAGACUGCCGUGAGAAGGACAACGAAGGUCAGACUGCUCUGCAUCUGUGCACGAGACAUAAGUUACCCAAAUGCAUGGCUUUGUUGCUGAGACAACUGACUCCUGGGGAGAUAGAUGAUCAGGACAAAAAUAAAAGAACUGCUUUACACUGGGCUGCUUCUUAUGGCAACUUGGAACAUGUCAAGAUGCUUAUUAAACAGGAUUCCAACAUUGGUAUACCAGACACAGAAGGCAAGACACCAUUACACUGGGCUGCAAGUACUAGGGACAGAGAAGCUGUUAGCUGUGUGAAACUGAUUUUGGAAACCACACCUAGUGUUAUAAAUUGGCAAGACUACGAAGGUCGAACGGCUUUGCACCUUGCAGUAGCUGAUGGAAAUGAGAGUGUUGUUAAUGUUCUGACCACUGUCAAAAACUGCAAUGUCUCCGCUUUAGAUAAUGUGUUUCGAACUCCGCUUCAUUGGGCAGCAGUCUUAGGUCAUUCCAAGAUAGUGUCUAUUUUAUUAGACAGUGGGGCUGACAGUUCAAGUUCUGACUCCAAUGGAGCGACAGCACUGCACUACGCAGCUCAGAAUAAUUUCAGUGAUACUGUUUCAGUGUUCUUGAAACACAACUGUACAGAUGAAGCGGAUCUAGAAGGACGUACUGCUUUCAUGUGGGCCGCUGGUAAGGGUGCCGAUGAUGUCAUCCGAGUUUUCCUAGAACACAAAGUUGACAUACACCAAGAGGACAAAACUGGUGGAACAUCACUUCAUGCUGCAGCAUUGUCUGGUCACAGUUCUACAGUUAAACUCUUGCUGGACCAUGGGGCCCAGCUAGAGGUAACGGAUCAGGCAAAACAUACCCCUUUGUUCAGGGCAUGUGAGAUGGGCCACAUGGAUGUUGUCCAGACACUGAUCGACUGCCAUGCCAGAGUGGAUGUGCUGGACCAGUAUGGAAGGUCACCAUUACACUGGGCAGCCCUAGGUGGACAUGCUUACAUAUGCCAGCUCUUGAUAAAGUAUGGUGUGAACCCAGAUGUUAGGGACCACUCUGCAAGAGCUCCACUCCACUGUGCUGCAUUUGGUGGCUUUGUCAACUGUAUGUCUGUAUUGAUGGAGCAUGAAGCAGAUCCCAAUUCUCAGGACAAAGAAGGCUUGACUUGUCUACACUGGGCAUGUUCCAAAGGUCAUCUUGAUGCUGUAAAACUACUCAUUGAAUACAAUGCUUACCCCAAUCAUAUGGCUUUCACAGAGGACAGGUACACUCCUCUUGAUUAUGCAUUAAUGGGAGAGCACCAUGAGGUAGCUCAGUAUAUGAUAGAGCAAGGGGCAUUAUCCAUCACAGGGAUUCAAGAUAUUGCUGCGCAGAAGAUCCAGUCAGCUUUCCGAGGUUACAGAGUGAGAAAGGCUUUUAUAGAAAGGAAAAAAUUAUUUAUGAAACAUGAAAAGUUGAAAAAAGAAGCAGCUAGAAAGAGAGCCGGAGAAGAAGGAAAGAGAACUAUGGAGAAACAGACCUCAUUCGGGAAAUCAAUUUCCUUCGAUAAACAGACAUCAUUUGAUAAACAGACUUCUAUAGACAAGCAGACUUCUUUGGAUAGGCAUACACCAUUCGAUUCCCAGACUUUGUCUCAAGCAGACAGACUGACCAUUUCCCACACAACUACAAGCAGAAAUGCUGAAAAACUUCCAGAAAAUAGUUCUAAAACUUCACAAGCGGAAUGCAACCACUUACAUAACCUUGAAAUUGCAAGUGGUCACAUGACUUCCCCAGCUAACAUUCAAUCCAACAUAAAAAAUCACACAGCUUAUUCAGAAAAUUAUGAUCAAAAUUCUAACACCAGGAAUAUCAAUGAAAAAAGAAAUGCAGACAUCAAUAGUCCAAAACAAAUGCAAGAAUCUCAAAAUGACAAACAGCCAAUGAAAACUGAACUAAAGGUUCAUAAGCCCCGCCUUCGUGCUAGCCAGAGAAGACGUCUGCUACAAGCAGAUCAAAACAAAGGAUCAUUACUAGGCGUUAAUCAAACUGUCAUUGCAAGUGAUAAACUGUGUUAAAUAUUAAUUAUAAGAGAUAAUGCCUUGUUACUGAGCUGAACUAUGAAGUUUACAAGAAGGUGAAAUGUUUAUUUUUUUUCUUCAUUGAUCUAAAUGAUGUAAUAUGGAACUUCUAAACAUUGCUUUUGCAUAGCCCAACUUCCUGCCAUGGCAUGUACAGUGCACUCUGUUGUGAUCCAGUGGUGUAGCAUCCAUGGCGCAAAGGGUUCAAUGAACUCGGGGCCAUGACAAACAGGGGCCCAUAAGGGCAGGUAAAAAAAUCAAAAACAAAAUGUGUUGAAUGUUUUCAUUUAAAUGUAUUAAAUUCUUAUCUAUUUUUACUUACCAUUUUUAAUGUUGUUAUAUUAUAAUCUCUAACAAAAAAAAAACAGAAAUAUGAAAUAACAAAUGGAUGUAAAUCUCAAUAGUAAGAUGCAACUAGCGUUUAUCUUUUGGUAUUUGCAAAAAUUAUCAUUUUGAUGGUACAAGUCACUGUGGCUUAGAAUGCAGAAAAACGCUUAGCAUCAGAACUCGGUCCCAGAUUCAGUUUGGAGAGCUUGCAGCGUUCUCCCAGUCCACCUUUUUUUAUCAUAAUCUUGGGGAGGGGGCCCAAUAUCAUAUUCUUGAACCCGGGCCCAUCGAUCACCUUGCUACACCACUUUUGCAAUCUCAGGUAGACUUGUGGGAUCUAGGAUAAGGUUUCAGUGCUUCCAUUUACAACUCACCUUCAGGAUUCAAACUUGAGCCUCAUUGAUAAGGAGUCACAUGGUUUACUCCACUCAGUCACACAUCUCACCCUGUUCUUGGUUCUUAAGAUUAAGGAAUAAUGUAAUAUUGUAUGUAUAUUGUUACAAAGACCCUGCUGUGGCCUUCAUAUUCUGCCAGAACGUACAUAUUCUGAUGUGACAUACACAUUGUGAUGUGACCUACAAAAUCUAAUGUGACCUCCAUAUUCUGAUGUGACCUAAAUAUUCUCUUAUGGCCUACAUAAUUUGUCCGGACCUACAUAUUAUCCACAUCUUAUGAAGAAGAAAAUAUAGUUUGCUAUGGCUUGAUUCAAUUUUUUUUUUCCCUUGUUUGCCAAUUUCUUCAUGGGUCCAGUUUGUCACCUAGCAUCUUAAUGACAUUUUUUACAAUUAUAAAUCAUUUCAUUGAAUAUCAACACCAAGGCUUGUGCUGAUAUUUAAAAUUGUGAAGAAUUACAAAUAGAGAUCUGUCACAUAAAAGGUAAAAAUCAAUAUGAGGUUACGUGUAGACUUCCAAUCAAUAAAACAUAAAUCAGAUAAGUUAUUCUCUUAUCAGUACACCCCUUCCCUCUCUUUCUCUCACAGGGUUUAGAGUAGUUGAUAGUUCUAGUUUUAUAUAGGCUAUAAGUUGGCAGGAUUCCAAACAGCUUACUGUGUGUUUUUUUGUUGUUUUUUUUAGUCUUAUUCUAAAUUUUAAUCUGGGUAUUUCCAAACAUUCUUGAGUCAACCUAGCAGUAGUGGGAACUUAAUUUUAGCUGAGUUGAAAAAAAUGUCUAUUGACUUAAGCUAUGUAGGAGAUAAUAAUCUUCUUUGAAUCUGUAAUUUAUAAGAAAUGUUUAGACAAAACUCCCAGAGACAAGUUUAUUUUACCUUCCUUGUGAAUCUUUCGAUCUCAAAUUGUGACUUAGCUUUUGGCAGUCUCUGAGUAUCUUUAGAUCUCUAAUUGUGACUUAGCUUUUGGCAGUCUCUGAGUAUCUUUAGAUCUCAAAUUGUGACUUAGCUUUUGGCAGUCUCUGAGUAUCUUUAGAUCUCAAAUUGUGACUUAGCUUUUGGCAGUCUCUGAGUAUCUUUAGAUCUCAAAUUGUGACUUAGCUUUUGGCAGUCUCUGAGUAUCUUUAGAUCUCAAAUUGUGACUUAGCUUUUGCAAUCUCUGAGUAAUUAUUUGAUGGGCUUUUCUUAUAUCUUAUAAAUCACUUUAAAAGAUAAUUAAAAAUUAUUGAUCCUUUUAAUGGUUUUUCAGUUUGACCAAAAGAAAUCAGUCUGUCCUUGGGAAAGUUCUUGUAGAUUUCUUCAUCUUAACUGGGACAGUACUUGACUUAUUUCCUCUGGCUAAGAGGCUAAGUGUGUUUUGUAUGGCAUUUGACAAAAGCUUGAAAGCUUUUUGAUGGAUCAGUUGUUUGUAUAUAAACUCUGUACUGCUGACACAGUCAAAUUAAGGUUAAACCCAGCUUUUUGCAGCCGACUUGCAGGAGCAUAGACCAAAACCUAAUAAUAUGUUUUUCUGAAAGAAAUUUUGCAUUGAUUUUUUGCAUUAUAUAAGAUUAUAAGAUAAUUGUACUGACUUAAGUAAAAACAAAAAAAACAACAACAUAGAAGUGAUUAUGUAUUCAUUAUUUGAUCUAGUGCUCAUAUUGAACAAUGUUGUUAAUUUUGCAAUAAAGUUGUUACUAGACUUUCCUUUAUAAUAGAU
Molecule: messenger RNA, 5653 nt
Organism: Biomphalaria glabrata
Lineage: Eukaryota; Metazoa; Mollusca; Gastropoda; Planorbidae
Product: inversin-like
Exons: 17
Coding region: 803-3238 (811 amino acids)
Molecular function (GO): protein binding
Source: RefSeq, a predicted model, not a curated record